ACCAUAAAAUAACCUGCCAAUUUUUUUUCUAAACAAGUUUCAAAGUGCAUAUAGAAUAAACUUUGAAGGCACGAUAUCCUAGUGGUUAAAGCUACCUGUUGCUGUAUCGCAGUGCCUGUAAUGAUCAGGCUAGAAUAUGACGAAAGAGUUCCUUCAUAUCACAUGCUUUGGGUGUGAUGCGUCGUUUGGCUUUGUAUUGAUUCCUUUAAACAUUGAAAGGGUUUAUGAGACUUUUAAUUUUUUUUUAAACUUAUUUACAUAAGAACUCAUUUGUAUAAAAACUCAUUCAUAUAAAAUGUAUUAAUAAUUAGGUAUUGGAUUUGGUCUGAUGUACUUACCAAUGGUUGUUUGUGUAAGUUAUUACUUUGACAAGAAACGGGCCUUUGCCACCGGUAUCGCUGUCUGUGGGACAGGUGUUGGCACGUUUCUUUUCGCCCCGUUCAGCAGGUGGCUUCUAGAAAUCUAUGAUUGGAAAAAUGCGAUGUACAUCAUAGCUGGGUUAUCUCUCAAUGGAGUCAUUCUUGGUCUGCUGCUCAGACCGAUAAAAAGUGUUACUCACAGAAAGGACGACAACAACGUUGAAAAGUCUGAAAAAUUCCAGCUCCUAACAAACAACUUGGAAUGUAAGGUUGACGUCGACAAAAUUGAUGAGGUUGUUUCUAGUAACUCAUCUGCAGGGAUAGUUGGUGAAAACCGAGUAUAUCGCAGAAAUCGUACAGAUUCGAAAAGGUUUUCGGGGUGCUCAAUUGGUGAGCACAAGAUCAUUCCACUGCAACGAAAGGAUAUCUUUUACAGCGGAAGCGUUCUUAACAUUCCAGAAUAUUCCGAGCAUGCCAACAUCGCUGAGUAUACAAAAAGCACCACCUCCCUGCCCAAAAUUGGAGCAAAAGAAGAAGAAACUGGCGAUGAAAAAGUUUAUUGCUGUAAGUGCAUUCUGGUGACGAGAAAGUUCAAAGACACUUUCACUCAGAUGACUGAUAUGUCUUUGCUGAAAGACCCAAACUUUGCUCUUAUUUUGGUUGGAAAUUUUUUUGCAUCAAUCGGUGCUUACAUUCCUUUCGUGUACAUUGCAGAAAGGGCUAUCUACUUAAACAUAUCUGAAAACAACGCAGCUUUCCUGAUUUCAAUCAUAGGCAUCGCCAACAUUGUUGGCCGAUUGUUGUCCGGUACUCUUGCAAACAUUCCGAGGUUGAACACGCUGCUGAUGCACAACGUGGCAGUUACGUUGGCUGGAGUCAUGUGCCUGCUCAACACGUUCUUUACUUCCUUCGCAACAAUCUGCAUCUUUGCUGUUGUCUUUGGCUUCUGUGUAGCCACGUGGAUAUCAGUCACCCCGCCGAUCCUCUGCAAUUUGCUAGGCCUGGAGAAACUGACGAACGCAUUUGGAGUGCUGGUGAUGAUCAGAGGGAUUGCAACGCUCAUUGGCACCCCGAUGGCCGGGUUCGUGUACGACGUGAGUCAAGAUUUUGACGUGACGUUCCACAUCGGAGGCGUGUUGUUGGCUGCUGGGGGCCUUGUCUUCUUCUUCUUGCAUCUUCCUUGUCUCCAAAAAAAAUAAAUUUCGUUUGUUAUGAUUUUGAUCUUAGUCACUUGCCCAUAUGAUAUGUGCAUCUUAUGAGGUGUAUUUGAAUACAAAUUUAAUUGAUUUAGUUAUAUUUGAAUAGUAGGUGGGAGUGUGAACAUGUAGAAAGGUUGAUUGAAGAUGGGAUUGCAUUGCAUAUGUGUGGUUGUCUUCGGUGACCGGGAAAUAGUUUCUAAUGAACGUGCAGUGGCAGGCACCGUCAUGCAGGUUAAUGUCGCUGAAUUAAUGUGAACUUGGGUUUAUGAUAUGAUGAAAUGAUGGGACACAAUGAUAUAACAAUGAAUAAAUGAUUACUUAUCAGAGAGUUAAGUGUUAUUCAAUUAUGUUAUAACUUUAAAAUAAUUAAAAAAUAUGAUGAAUUUUUGUGAAAUUAUUAUAUUAGAAAUUAUGUCUGAUUA
This is a messenger RNA of Helobdella robusta, 1980 nucleotides long. RefSeq lists its product as hypothetical. Gene Ontology annotation, molecular function: monocarboxylic acid transmembrane transporter activity. The record is from RefSeq and is a predicted model, not a curated record. NCBI's taxonomy places the organism in Eukaryota, Metazoa, Annelida, Clitellata, Rhynchobdellida, Glossiphoniidae. The coding region runs from base 329 to 1558 and encodes 409 amino acids. Gene Ontology annotation, biological process: monocarboxylic acid transport; transmembrane transport. The transcript has 7 exons.